Molecule: messenger RNA, 1398 nt
Organism: Suillus subalutaceus
Lineage: Eukaryota; Fungi; Basidiomycota; Agaricomycetes; Boletales; Suillaceae
Product: ribosomal protein S9/S16-domain-containing protein
Exons: 3
Coding region: 19-1047 (342 amino acids)
Biological process (GO): translation
Cellular component (GO): ribosome; mitochondrial small ribosomal subunit
Molecular function (GO): structural constituent of ribosome; RNA binding
Source: RefSeq, a predicted model, not a curated record
UUUUCUCGCAAGACGACAAUGUUAACGAACGUCCUACGACGUCCGCAAGGCCUAUCUAAGUUUUACUCAACACAAAAUAGGUCGUUUGUUCCUCCUGCGUCUCUAAAUCAUUUUGAUUUUCGCCAACGUCAACGCGAAAAGCCACGUCCUACGACUCCAACGUUUUAUACCGCUCGUCCCGAGUUCUACGACCAGCUCUCGUCAUUGGAGUCGGCCCUCCAGCAUGCCAAAACAGCGCUCACAACAUGUCAUCUCCUCCCCCUUCCCAAGUUUGCUCGGGAGGCCCUCCCACCGCGUGUCAACGCUUGGGUUGACAAGCGAGAACUCGCCCUGAAGCUGAGAAGCACCCUCACGACGAGCCGCUACAGACGGGUAGUUCUCGUGCUCAACGAGCUCGAGACCUAUAGGUCCAUUUCGGAGAAGGCUGGGAUUAUAGAGUUGCAGGAAGGUAUCGGAGCUAUCACAGAGCUAUUCGAGCGCGCAGACGCCGCGACGAUGCUCGCGAGGGGAAAGACCAAACCCGUCAAGCUCGACGAGUAUGGGCGAAGUUACACGCUUGGGAAGCGGAAGACGAGCUCCGCACGAGUGUGGAUCGUGCCCGUGCAACAACCUCCCGCAGACAAAUCCACCGCCUCCCUCUCCAUACCAGCAGCAACAGAAACAGACUCCGCGCUUACGGCCCUUCUUAACCCUAAUUCCUCGUCGAAGAGCAAUGAGCCUGUAUCCGUCGCUCAGAUCCUCGUGAACAACACUCCCCUCUCGACUUAUUUCCCUAUUCCUGCUGAUCGUGCUCGCGUGAUUCACCCAAUCAAACUCGCUGGUUUAUUGGGCGCAUAUAAUAUCUUCGCCAUCGUACGCGGCGGAGGUACAUCAGGACAGAGCGGUGCGCUCGCGCAUGGUAUCGCCAAGGGCAUAGCUGCUCAUGAUCCAGCCGCCGCAACGAUUUUGAAGAAAGCGAAACUUCUGCGUCGCGAUCCACGUAUGGUCGAGCGCAAAAAACCUGGUCUUGCGAAGGCACGCAAGCGGUAUGCUUGGGUCAAGCGGUAGCUAUUCUCAGUGUGUUGCGCAGUGCCUAUGUCUCGUUCCAUUGCUUUUAUUGUGUCACCAAUGCUCCAUCAGUUUGACAAUUCUGCAUGAAGUACAUAAGUGAAUGUUGUCUAGAUGUUUUCACCUCCAUCGCUUGAUACGACAACGGGAGGUCAUCGCUUAGGACACUAACCAAGAUGAUUCUUCGUGGAGUCGGAGAGGUCAAGAUAUUCAGUGACACCUCCGAGUCAGGCUGUCAGCCACACACCUCUCAGAUGGUUCUCAAAUUUCAAUCAUCCUCUGGACAUAGUAGCGCACCAAUUGAGCCUCAAUCGUUGGUUCGUUAUAAACCGGUUCCGUCUCGCUGUGUAG